GCCUCGCUGAAGGCUGGCGCCGCGGCGGAUCGGGGCUCUGGCUCUGGACUCCCGCGCAGCAUCCUCGCUGCGGCCGCUGCGGCUGGCGGCGGCGCUCGGUCAGGUGACAUUCCCCAUCACCGCUUCCUUCUUUCAUCAACAUCUUCAUCACGACCAUCACCAUCACCAUUUCUCUUCCUCCAUCAGAGCUCUUCAAGUUCUGCAAAGGCAGACUCUAUUCAGGCAUGCGGUCUUGUUGCUGGAGAUGACUGUCAGCUGCUUUCCCUGCCUAGCCACCAUCACAUGCCCCACCACCGGAGCCCGGAAAGCCUGACCACAGACCAGCAUCUCCAAGGCAUGAAUAAUUAGGUAGGCAUAAUGGAAGGUACUCACUGCACCCUCCAAUUGCACAAGCCCAUUACUGAAGUCUGCUACAUCAGCUUUUAUCUUCCGAGGGGGGAAGUCAGAGGAUUUUCAUACAAGGGCACUGUAACUCUAGACAGAUCCAAUAAAGGGUUUCAUAACUGCUACCAAGUCAGGGAGGGGUCAGACGUCAUCGGCCUCAGCCUGCAGCCAAAUGAACAUCCAGGCGACAUAUUUUUCAAGCAAACUCCCACAAAAGACAUUUUAACCGAGCUGUACAAACUCACAGCAGAGAGGGAGAGACUUCUGGCCAAUCUGCUGAGCUCAGACCACAUCCUGGGGAUCACGAUGGGGAACCAGGAGGGGAAGCUGCUGGAGCUGUCCGUGAGCCUGGCCCCUGGAGAUGACUGUUUCCAGAGUGGUGGUGACUGGCCAGGGGAGCCCCCCGUGGGCUGUCUCAAUAAGAGGAAUGCCCAUGGGAACAGAAAACCGCGGAGGUUCGGGGGAAGGAGAGGGGGCUCUGAGGUGCUUCCACACAAGAGGACCAGAAGAAAAGGGCGUGGGGGCCAGCCGUUGGUUCUUCAGAUGGGGAAGGACCAGACGGGUUCCAGCAAAUCCCUUCCUCUUUCUCGAACAAGGCCUAACCUUUGGCUUGUAGAGGAGAAAGGCAAUUUGCUCCCGAGUGGGGCAUUUACUUCUUCCCUACGGUGGAGAGAGAGCUACUUCCCAGAGAUCCCCGGGACGCUGGGUACCAGCCAUGGCUUUGGGAGCUUCAGGAAGGCAUCGGAGGACCCCAGGCUUGGAAGAGGAGGACGGCCCCCUGCCUGCAGCUCCGCAGAGCCGGGAGAUGAUGGUGCUGCAGUGCCGGACAGGGAUCCUCACAGGCUGGAGCACCAGGAAGCAGGUUUGCUUGAAAGUCAGGAAGACACUGAGAAGCACCUGAAGGCAGGGAAGGACCGGAGGGAGAAGUCCACUGGGCAUACAUGCAGGAAGAAGUCUAUUUCCAAAGUUGUGGCCAAAGUCCAGGAUCUGUCCACUCAGGUGCAGAGAGUAGUUAAAAUGCAUCCUGAGGGUGAGGAAAGCAUUGCUGUUUGCCCGGCGGCCCAAGUGGAGUUUGUGCCCAGAGCAGACUGGCUCACCCUCCCAGGAGUCGAGGGUGGCACUCAUGGUUCCAGGUGGCAAGGCAGGGAGCAGCAAGGGGACCGGGCAGUGCAGCUGUCGGCCCUGGAACGUACUCCAGGUACUCCAGCCAGUGCCGAGGGGCCUGUGAACAAGGUCCUGCUGAAGGUGAUAGACAGUGAGAAGUUAGAUGAAGCCGCCGAGGGGAAAAGGCUGGGCUUCCCCCCGAGCACACCAGCCACCCACACCCUCCCAGAAGCCAGAAGCAACAGGAAGGCUGAGCCGCCUCUCAGGGGUCACAAAACCUUAUUUCUGGACCUUCCCUGCAGCAGAGGCCCUGACUGGUCGCAGCCCAGAGGCAGUGAGCAGAGGCCAUCCCCCCCAGCACUGGCACCGCUCAGCAUGCUCCUGAAUAAUUCAUCCUCCCAGUGGGGCACACACUGGCGGAUGUCACCUGUUCCCUCGCCUCUGUCUCCAAGGCUCCCUGGCCCUCAGCAGCAUCACAGAGUCCCCCAGCUCCCUCCACAGCCUGCUGAGUGGGAAGUGGCUCCUAAUGACGCUCUUGGCCCAAAGAGCAGUACUUUCUCUGGGUCCUCCUGUGCUGACACUUUGGAGCCACCAUUCUCUGCAAAGGUCACGGAGACCAAAGGAACCAGCUCGCCCUCCUUCAGAGCAGGACAACCUCAGUUGGUGCCUGGGGAACCUUUGGAAAAGAGCUCGGGGCCCGGAAAGACCUCAGGCCGGCCUCAGUACCAGUCCCCUUCAGGCAUCUCCUCUGAGGGUUUGUCCCGGGAUUGUUUCAAUGAGCAGACAGCAACCAGAGACCUUCCCAGCAGGGAUGGAAGUGCAUGGUUCCUGGGCUAUAGAGCAGGGCCAGCCUGUCCAUUUCUGCUCCACGAGGAGAGAGAGAAGCCAAACAAAAGUGAAUUGUACUUGGAUCUCCAUCCUGACCACAGCCCCACUGAGCAGGACGAUAGGACUCCAGGCAGACUCCAAGCUGUCUGGCCACCCCCAAAGACAAAGGACACAGAAGAAAAAGUGGGAUUGAAGUACACCGAAGCAGAAUAUCAAGCUGCUAUUUUACACUUGAAGAGGGAACACAAAGAAGAAAUUGAAAACCUACAGGCUCAGUUUGAACUUCAGGCAUUUCAUAUCCGAGGGGAGCAUGCCGUGGUUACAGCAAGACUAGAAGAAACCAUUGAAAAUCUCAAACAGGAGUUAGAACACCGACGGCGAGGAGGAUGUGAAGAGAUGAGAGAUGCGUGUAUCUCCACUGACGAUGAUCAUCCUCCAAAGACCUACAGAAAUGUGUGCAUCCAGACAGACAGAGAGACUUUUCUCAAACCCUGUGAAGGUGAAGGCAAGACAAUCAGAAAUAACCAGAUAAUACCCAAAAAGCUGAAUAUCUCCUCUUUAAGUCAGCUUUCUCCCCCAAAUGACAACAAAGACAUCCAUGUACCACUUCAGGCUGUGGAAUGCAUUUCACCAAGUCAGCAAAAGACAUCACCUCCCCCUCCUGCACCACCCCUACCAGCAGUCAUCCCUCCCCCUCCUCCCCCUCCCCUCCCCCCUGGACUUGAACCUUUGCUACCAGUACCUCCAGCACCACCUGUGAGUGCUGGACCGCCACCCCCUCCACCCCUUCCACUGCCGCCAAGUGCUGGGCCUCCUCUGCCUCCUCCUCCACCACCGCUUCCUAAUUCCUCUACUCUGCUCAACAGUGGGGGGCCUCCUCCUGCUCCCACACCUCCAGGACUUGCACCCCCACCUCCUCCUGGACUUUUCUUCGGAGUUGGCCCUUCUAGCCAGUGUCCUCGGAAGCCAGCCAUUGAGCCAAGCUGCCCCAUGAAGCCUUUGUACUGGACUAGAAUACAAAUAAGUGAUAAAAGCCAAAAUGCUACACCAACCUUAUGGGAUUCCUUAGAAGAACCUGAUAUUCAGGAUACUAGUGAAUUUGAGUAUUUAUUCUCCAAAGACACAACUCAGCAGAAGAAAAAGCCUCUGUCAGAGACUUAUGAGAAAAAGAACAAGGUCAAAAAGAUCAUCAAGUUAUUGGAUGGAAAACGAUCUCAAACUGUGGGAAUCUUGAUAUCUAGUUUGCAUUUAGAAAUGAAGGAUAUCCAGCAGGCCAUUUUCAACGUGGACGACUCUGUGGUUGAUCUGGAGACCCUGGCAGCCUUAUAUGAAAAUAGAGCCCAAGAGGACGAACUGGUUAAAAUAAGGAAGUAUUACGAGACAUCCAAGGAAGAAGAAUUGAAGUUGCUGGAUAAACCUGAGCAAUUUUUACACGAGUUAGCCCAGAUCCCGAAUUUUGCUGAACGGGCUCAGUGCAUAAUCUUCAGAUCUGUCUUUUCUGAGAGUAUCACCUCCUUGCACCGAAAGGUAGAGAUCGUCACAGGAGCUUCCAAGGGUUUGCUGCACAUGAAGAGUGUGAAGGAUAUUUUAGCUCUCAUUCUGGCUUUUGGAAAUUAUAUGAAUGGAGGAAAUAGGACUCGGGGACAAGCAGAUGGAUAUAGCUUAGAAAUUCUGCCCAAACUCAAGGACGUCAAAAGUCGGGAUAAUGGGAUUAAUCUGGUGGACUAUGUCGUGAAAUAUUACCUGCGUUACUAUGAUCAGGAAGCAGGAACAGAAAAGAGUGUUUUCCCUCUGCCCGAACCACAAGAUUUCUUUCUGGCUUCCCAAGUCAAGUUUGAAGACCUCAUAAAAGAUUUGAGAAAACUCAAGAGACAACUAGAAGCAAGUGAGAAACAAAUGAUCAUAGUAUGCAAGGAAUCACCAAAGGAGUAUCUCCAGCCUUUCAAGGACAAACUAGAAGAGUUCUUCCAGAAAGCCAAAAAAGAGCAUAAAAUGGAAGAAAGUCACUUGGAGAAUGCACAGAAAAGUUUUGAAACAACAGUAGGAUAUUUUGGGAUGAAGCCAAAGUCUGGUGAGAAGGAGAUCACACCCAACUAUGUGUUUAUGGUGUGGUACGAGUUCUGCAGUGACUUCAAGACCAUCUGGAAGCGGGAGAGUAAAGCUCUAUCUAAAGAAAGAUUGAAAAUGGCUCAGGAAUCAGUGAGCAAGCUGACAUCAGAGAAGAAAGUGGAGACAAAGAAAAUCAAUCCCACGGCUAGUCUGAAAGAAAGACUGCGUCAGAAAGAAGCCAGCGUGACCACUAACUAACACAGAGCUAUGUGAGAAUGACGGCAGCAAGAUGCAUUUUCUUGCAUGGUCCUUUGCAACAUUAGUGCUGCAGAAAGUUCUUGAAAGAUAUAUCACCAAAUGUUUGUUUUGCUCAUCUCUUCUGAGGUCAUUGCAGGGAGCACCCCAUGCCUUAAGGGAGUCCCUUGUUAAGGCACAGGAACAAUGAGAAACUGUUUAAGAGAACAUUGCAGGAAUAUUUGAUUAUUGUUUCUUAUAGAGGUCCAAAGUCACUCCAUUACAAGACCAGAAGAAAUACCAAGAUUUUCCAAAUGGUUUUAAAAGUGGAGAUUUGAAGCUUUCUAAUACAAGCUUGAUAUAUAUAAACUUUUGACAGAAGAAAAGAAGGAUCUUCUAUGACAGUUGCCUUGAGAGAGUUCAAGCCUUGGUCUUUAUGCCCUGCGGUGUGACUAUUGAUCUUAAUUUUGAUCCUGUUGCGGUGAUAUCCUAAAGCAUCUUUCUCAUCAAAAAUGUUGAAACUUACCAAAACUAUAUUUUAAGCCAUCCUAGACUAUUUAUUUUCCAAAUGAGAGAAAGAGUUAUUUUGUUGUCCUUGUUGUUGUUCAUAUUAUGGAAAGGAUGGAGAUGGAAUUAUACAUGGGUGGAGAGGGAACUAAAUAGCCAUAAAUUCAUCCUGAAGAAGAAAUUACUAGACAGGAAGUUGACAUCAACCAGUGAGCAAGACCUAUUUCUUUGUUUUUAUGCAAGUUCAUUGUGGUUUCUUUGCCUGGCAAAAUUCUGCACCCUAACCCCUGGAGAAACAGUGAUACCCAAGCCACCACAGUUCUGGAGGUCAAAGUACCUGCUUGGGCAGGUGACCCAGUAACAGCACAUUUCACAUUUCAGACUGUUUAUGAAUGGGUAAGGCUGUGUUGGCAUGCAGCCACGCCCUGCAUUGUGUUCUGGGACUGUGCACAUCCGUACACCUCCCACCACCUUCAGGAGGCAGUUUCCAAACAGGAGAGCAAAUGCUACUGGUAGCCUUUCAUCGUGACCUUGACUGAUAGGCCUGUGACCUAAGGUGAAGCAAAAGUCUUAAACAUUGAAAAAAUUAAGAGCAUAAAAAAGUUCUUUAUGUCAAAAUGAAAAGGUUAUUACAUUAAUAUUAAGCUUUGAGUGAAAUAUCACUCAUAGACAGCUUUUUCUGAUCCUGGGAGCCCAUAUGACCACUGCCCCUUGAAUCACAAGGGAAACCAUCAUGGACUUUUCCCCUGACACUUUUUUCCUGAAGCUGUCUCUCUUCAAAUCUGUCUUGUGAAAGGAAAAGAGAGCGGACUGGGGGUGAAUUGAGAAGAGAAUCAAAGACUAUCCAUUUUUGCCUUGAAGGGAAAGAGGUCCAAACCUUCUCCUUGAGUUGGUGGACAACAGUCUAGAGGUGUAUAAGAACCUUAAAACCCUUCCUGAUUGGGCUUCCAUGUGUGGCCUUGCCCCUAACCCCAGCCUCUUCCCAGAACCUCUCAAUUCACCAGGUGCCUGAGUGUCCACCCAGGACUGCCUGCCAAUUAUUAGCCCCCUCAGGGAACCCCUAAUAGAGUCAGCUAAUUAAAGCAGAACUGUAUCCUAAUAUAAUAUAAUCAGGAUCAAAUCAAAUCUCAGAAGCCAUAUUUGUCCAGGUGCUAACCACCUUCUCUAAUAAUUCAAAAUAAAGGAAUAUGGUAGCAUAGUUGGGUUCUUCUUUUCCCAUUCAACGUAAGAGAUGAGACAAGCAAAACAAAAAAGCUGGUAAAGAACUGACAUCACUAAAGGAAGUUGCUCAGGAGCAAGAAGCUUUCCAUACUGUUUUCUUAUGUUAUUUGUCUUCAUUUCCACCUAAGUAUGAAGAAAACCGAAGAAAUUCAUCAAUUUAAAACAAAUUCCACUUACAGCCAUCCUGUGCUCUGUGACAGUCCUUGCUCUGUGACAUUCCUUCUUGUAUUAUCAUGUGGGAGAAAAGUGCCUGUCUUGCCUAUUCCUUGGGGAUCAACUUUGAGCUCAGUGAAAUCAACAUGUGUUGAAAUCCUCAUUGGUCCCCACAGACUUGAUGGGUGAGAGCAGCAGGUGGUUUCAGGGGGAUCCCUGGUCCACUUCAGGUCUUUAAGAAGGAUACUCCCAAGAAAAUCACUGACAGUAAACAGGGCUGUCACUAUGGCCUGCAAGAAUAUGCAUGCUCUCAGGGAACCAGUGCUGAAGAAUGAAUGGAAAUGUUUAGUGUGAAAGUUAGACAAAUGCAGCCCACAUAGGAUUCCAUCCACAUGGACAGACUAGAAAUUGGCAGUAAAAUACCUGUUUCCAAAGACUAUACUUUGCCUGCUCUAUUGGGGAAACAUGGUAAUUUUAUCCGACUAGUCAAAUAUAGUAAAUUAGUGUAUUAAGACACUAGGGUGGAAUCUCCAUUGUUCUUACCCAACUUGGAUCCUGCAAUGUGUAUCUCAGUGCUGCCUCCCAAGUUCAUACAUUUACUGCAGUGUUGGCACAGCCUUUAUUUCUAACACAAGUCAAGCUCAGUAGAAGUUCACAAGAGUUUGUUCAAGGUGGGCCAUCUAAAACAACCUGGGGCCCCUUGAAAAAAAUCCUUCUAAAAUGCAAUUGAGUUUAUGUUAAAUGCAACAGGUUUCUCCAAACUUGUCAUGGAGAGGAAGUAAGUGUACCACUUAAGCAGCUUGAGCAUGUUAGCCAAGCAGGGUUUGAGUAGCUCUUCUAAGAACAGCCCUCCCCAAACUAGAGGUAGAGUGGCCAGUAUUGCUACUCUGUGUUUAACAAGACACUCACACCCACCUUUACUAACCAGACUCUGAAAAACCUUGACGUAGAAGCAACAUCAUCUCUUCUAGCCAAGAGUCAUUCCUGAAGCAUAGUUAGUUGGAUAGCAAUUUGGAUUCUUGCAUGAGUAACCUGCAAUCGUCAUCAAGCAUACAAGUUAUCAUACAUGACACUAAAGCAUGAUAUAAACAUGUUAGGUAAAAAGCAUCAGGCCUGUGAGGUGUCAAAGAUCAGGUUAGAAGAUGGUGUGAUAUGUGGUCUUUAACACAAAAAUUAGCUUAACAGUGGGGGUGGGAAGGAGUCACAGAAAGAGAAAAGUAUGGCCAAACAGAAAUAGAUGAUCAUGAUGAUGAUGGUCCUGCUGCCUUUUGAAUCUUUGAGUUGACAUGUCUCUUCAAAUGCCCCCCCACAAGUAUCUAGGAGUAAUGGAAAAACAAUUUCUGAAACCUGGGAAGUAGAAUAAGGAAACCCAGCUGUGUGAGUACAUCUUUAAAUGACCUAGCCAAAACAAACUAGUGGUGUGGUUGAGGAAUCAAUUGUCAGACUGGGUGCUAGUCUUGUGUCCCCUCUUGCCCCCCAGUAAGCUACUGGGCCCACUUUAGGCACCUCUCUUUUUCCUAAGAACCAUAAAGAAAGGCAUUUCCUAAAGAAACACUUCAUAUGCUGCUGGUGGAGAAGCUGGAAAAACUGAAGGAAGGAGUAAAACUCUGGUGGGGGAUUGGAAACCUCCUGCAAAAUGUGCAAGUCAUUGCCAUGGUUCAUUCAAGGACCAAGAUUGGAUGUAGCGGAAGAGUCGUGUUAUUUUUGGUAAAGAUUAGCCUGUUGGCUUGGGACUGUACAUCUCUCUGUAGAUUUUUUGUGUGCAGUGGGGGUAUUUUCAUUUUAAUGAUAUUCUUGCUUUCUUGAAUGUUACAUUUUCUCAUUUCUGUUUCUGUUUCUCUCUUGCCUGACAUCAUGGCCACAGAUCAUUGCACACAACAUUGCCUGCCACAGUAGAGCCUAAGACAGUGCCUGGUCUGAGUAUCGAGGGGAAUCAGUAGUGCAGACCUAUGGGUUCUUUUCCAGUAACCAAACUAUAACCUUAACAGGGAAACUUCUUCAUUCCCUGACCUCCUACAUCAGGCUUAUUUUGUGGUAUUCUCCCCUCCCCAAAUAAAGAUAAAAACCAAGUUGGAGCUUUCUGUGUCAAGAAGAAAGAAGUCCAAAAUGCAUAGCUUUUUUUCCCCAAAAAAUAUCUGAUCCAAAUAUCAAAUAUAUCAUUUUAUAAAAUAGUUAGAUUCAUGCAUGAUUUUCUUUCAUUGUGCCUGUUCUAAUCAGGAAAAAAAAAAGUGACCAAAAGCUAGAAGGGAAAGAAAAAAACAUCAGUAGAUUUGGUAUUUCACAAAUUAGUUUAUUAGUUUCUAAACCACACCAAAUGUGGACAUACUGUGAAAUCCAAAGUUAUGGAAAUCCUGAGCACAGAAAGAUUGGAACAGCCGUGAGAGCUGAUGAGUAUGGACAAAGUAAGAGCUGUCUGUGGCCCAUUUGAGACUUUAGCCUCAAACAGGAAAUUUUUAGAGUGUGGAUUUGAAAGAGUCAAGGAUUUCCCUGAAUAGUGUACUUUUUUUUAAAAGCCACAUAUAUGGAGAAGUGGUGUGAUAUUGUGGAAGAAGUGGCCAGACCAUUCCGCCAUCCUUACUCUGGGUUCUCUUAAGAGCAGUUGAUAAAUGUGCAGAACAUCUGGAAGGCCAUCAGAACUACAUUUCACCUAUUGUACCUUUAGGAAUAAUUCAGCUCAAGAAAGUGGACUGAAUGAAGAAAUGAACUUUCAUUCAUGUCAGCUACUUUGUCAUCAUGAAGAAAUCAGCAACACAAGAGAAGGCUAUGUUGCCAAAAUAAUAGUAUUUAACAUUUGCAAAGUUUGAAUCGUUUUUAGCCUUGCCAAAAUGCAAGUCAUGUGUUGAAUAUGUUUCCGUCUUCUGGCUAUAGAGAAAAACAAUCCAGCUGCUUGGAAUCUUCUCUAUUAUUGGUGCAAAAGUCACUUAAAGAAAAGCACCUUCAGAGAUUGGCCUCAGCGUGGUGGUGGCUGCAGACUCACAUCACAGUAUUUAUAACCCCGUUAGCAAUUAAAUCCAGGCAUCGCUAGGCUCUUGUUACUCAUAGCUGUAUGUGAGCGAGAGGCCCAUUUUGUGGCAUUUCUGCACACCCAUCAGUUGUUGACACCUUCUUAGAGUACUGAAUGCUAGUUUCACAAUUCUUUAUUUCCCCUUCCAAGGAGUCGGCAAUCUCCCAAACUCUCCCAAAUGGAUUCUUUGCUGGGAAGUAGUGAAUUCAAGAGCAUUUUAACAUGCAGGGUUGAAGCCAGUUCGGUAGCCAUAUUCAUGCCAAGACUCUUAAUCAACGCUGUGAUAUGCACCUAGGAUGUGGAAGUUCAUGUACUUGACAAUUUAAUUGGAACUGUGAAGAUAUUAAAAUGGCAGCUAGCUAACUACUCUCACAAAGCCCUUGUGCAGCUGUCCUCAAGUAGAGCUUCCUGGGUUCACUUCCCCCCACUCUCAACCAGCCCAGCCCAGUGAUAACCAGUAACACACACAAAAAACACCUUUUUGUUUUCAUUCUUCUCUGGUAUGAUGGUUCACUUCAGUCAGGAGCUCAAAUGAACUCUGGACUUUAUUGUAUAUACAUCUAUGAAGUACUUGUUCAUGAACUUUGCCUGCAUUCCAUGAUCUGGGGAAGACCAAGUUAAUAUCAUUUUUUUAUAGGAAAGUGGUAGCUAAAGCCAUUAAUUUAUCCCUCUGCAUUCCAUCUAUAUGGUCAUAUGAUUUUCUGUUUUUUAAUCUUGUCUUAAGUGUACUAAGAAACCCCAGUCUGCCUCCUUUUCUAAAAGCUAAUCCAAAUACUUCUGGGAGCUAUUUUUUUAUGGUUUGUGUGAAAUUUGAGAGCAUUGGGCUAGGAAGAUGCAAAUGAGCCCAUAGUUUCCAGCAGAAAUUCACCUCCCAAGAAUUUGGCGUUCUUCUCCAUGGAAUAAACAACUUCUACUAUAUUUAGGCUAUUUUGUUGGCUGAGCAUUUCCCUAAAUUUUACCUGUGCAGACACCAAGGGGCUUUCUGUCUUUGAAACUUUAAGGAGGUCUUCUGAGAGAAUGAAUAUUUCUCACUAUUUUGGGAGCCCCCAUCUUAUACCUAGCAUGGAUUCAUUCUUAGGCAUGUAUUCACUGUGGUUUGUCAACAUCUUUGGCAAAAUUGUGCUUCCUUUCAUCAUUGUUCUCUUCCAGAGCUUGCUUCUAUUCUUUGUCUCAUGAAACAAAUGUGUUUUUGUUUAUUCAUCUGGGCCAUCCUUCCAAAAUGAAAGGCUAGUCCCAUAGACAUCUGAGUGUACAGGGAAAUUACUCUCUACCUCCCCACAGUGUGGACAAUAAACAGGAAUGAUCAACUCUCUGGGAACUCUUGGGGCAGAUUUUGAAUUCUAAGUUUCUAUGAGAAGCAUAAAAAUGGGUAUAUAGCUUACAAAAAUUGUACUACUCUCCAAUAAGAGACUAGAAAGAGAUUCAAAAUCUUUACAUCUUAAGUAGGUUUGAGCAAACUUUAAGUAGCUCCCCACCCCCCCCACCCCCCCCCCCGCUUUGUUUUUGGCAACUUAUCCCUAGCUAUAGUCUUACUUUUUUCUAUCUGGCCACCAAGGCCUAAAGAUGGUGGUUUCAGCCCCACCAGAACCGCAUUCUGUAUAAUCCUCCAAAGACAUCCAUUUCCUUUGGAAACAAAUCUGUAAAUGAGAGGAAAGUAGUGCACUUCUUCUGUCUGUCCAGAGUGCCAUACAUAGGAUUUUGGGGUCCACCAAAAGGAUAGGUCUAUACCAAAUCAUUAAUUUUAUAAUUCUUCAAUUUCUCAAGACACACAUAAUAUGACCCUACUGUUAGCAAAAUAUAUAAUCUUCAAAGACAAUAAGCAUUAAAAAAAAAAAAAGACUUCCCUUUUGAGAAGGAAUCUAAAAUACUCCUAAAAUGGCAGAAACUUACAAAAUUUGAAAUUGAAUAAUUGUUUAGAGAAAACAUGUCAUUGAUUCAUCAUAGUUUUUUCCUCUCAUUGAGUUUUAAUUCAGACUAGCGUGGGAAGCAGGGUGCCCCUGGAUUUUGAUUUAAGGGAUCAUACUUUGGCCUGGAAAUUCAGCCCUGAGCUGUAUGCCCAGAACCUAAGUGAAAUCAGUCAGCAUCCUAAUAGGAAUCAGGCCUAACAAGUUAAGUUACUUCAAGUCAGUUAGGGUUUAAUUUUCUCAGUGACACCCUGGACCCCAGACGCUGCUUCCUAAAAGCAAGCAUUUGAUGCAUUUGAUCCACACAGUUACAUCUCCCUACGGCCUUGGGAGAUGGUAAGCAAUGGAUUGUGGGAGUACAGCAUGAGACGGAGAGAAGGAAAAUUUGAACACGGCCGGGGUGCAAUGCUUUGCUGGUAUAAUGCACUGUUAUGGGCCUGGUGGUUUUUGCCGUCUUCUAUCAUGGGCUCCAGGAAUCUGUAUUAGGCAAACAGGAGUGUUCAGUUUCUGGUAUCGGUCCAUGCCUGACAACGUGCUGGGAAAGCAGGUACCCUGGUGAGACUGGCCUGUGCUUGCUGAAAUUAUUCCAUUACCUUUCAGAUUCGUUCCCAUGGGGCGGAGUGUGCAUGCGCCUUCCUGUUUUCUCUGUGCCUGUCCCAAAGUCAUUUUGGCAGCUAACUUCAUUUCACUUUUCUUGCUUUAAUACUUGCUCUUUGGCCUCCCCUUCCUUUACAGCCCACAGCUUUUUCGCUCACUUUAUCUUUCUAGUUUCUCUAGGACCCAGCCUUUCUUAGCUCUUCCCCCCACGCAGCAUGAAGCGCCAUUCCUCAGCCCUUUGGACCGAGGCACUUUGCUGUCACCAAGUGAGACACAGUGCUGUGACUGCCUCCUGUUAAUGUCAGCAUCACCUCAUCACUUAGGCAAAGAGGGAAAAAUCCAUAAAAGAGAUGGAAAAUGCAUUUCUUUUUCAUUUUAUUCUCCUUUAAGAAGGUUGAAGGGAGGGUUCUAGUGCUUUUCAAUUUCUCUUAGAUUGUACUUUAAAACUGCCUAAUUAGGGAGUUUGAUAAAUUAGAAAUCAGUCCAGGUUCUCACCAUCUACGAUGCAUAAGACUAAAUUUUUGAAUCUGAAGUAACUUUUUUGCACUGCUGAAGAAAUUGAUUUAAUUCUGUGCAAAUAGUUUGAAUCACAGGCUUUUUAUUGCCACCCCAUUCUUACUACUACUCAUGAUCCAAACAUCUACACGAAUCUGGAUCAGGAUGUUGACAAUUUGCGGUUAUUUUCAGAUCAACAGUAACUGAUACACUCUUGAAAGUGCUUUAAAAAAAAGUGUAAGCAUGUUCCUAAGUAGUUAAUUUUUGGCCCUGGAAAAAUCUUGGCUUUUCUGUUAAACAUUAGAUCAAUCUGUAAUAUUAAAGGAUUUUAAGCAAUAACGAAGACAGUUUGAGAAAUGAGAAGGCACUUUACAGACAUGAAACCUUACAUUACAUGCUCUUGGACAUUUUUUAAUAUAAGCUCAUUGGAUUCAGGUAUUUUUUUCCCUUUAAAUUUUUAAAAAUAUAUGUUUCUAAUUUGCAUAUUUAAUUUUGUCAAAGCUGAGAAAUGCUCAUUAGUUGGAUUUGUAAAUGUCAUUUGCAACCAAAUGAAGUAUUUAUUUUUAAAAAAGGUGAAGGAACCAAUAUUGACUUGUACAUAAUGAAAUGUGUGUGUCUAUAUAUAUAUUUUUUUCCUCCUUGACACUAUUUGGUCACCACAUCAAGUGUAUUUUUGUAUAUAAUAUAUAUUGGUUAGAAAAUGUAGAUUGUCUAUUCAAAGAAUUCUAGCUCUGUGAUAGAUUAUAUUUAUCCUAAUCUGUUGAUACCUCUGUUAAUUUGUUUUAAGAGAACUCUAUUUUUUGCAAUUUUCAGAGAACUGCAUUCAUGGCUUCCAAUUGUAAAUAUGAUGAGAAUAUUUUAAUAAAUCUUGGUUUCAUGUC
Molecule: messenger RNA, 13361 nt
Organism: Canis lupus familiaris (dog)
Lineage: Eukaryota; Metazoa; Chordata; Mammalia; Carnivora; Canidae
Gene: FMN1
Product: formin 1
Exons: 20
Coding region: 358-4623 (1421 amino acids)
Biological process (GO): actin nucleation
Cellular component (GO): endoplasmic reticulum membrane; actin filament; nucleus
Molecular function (GO): microtubule binding
Source: RefSeq, a predicted model, not a curated record